UGCGCGCGAUAGAAUGCUGAAAAAGCACGGCUUUUAGCAACAUUAGCCAAACAAAUAAUAACGAAGAGGCUGAUAUUUUAAAACUAUUAUUAUUGUGAAUGUAUGUAUGCUUUCAACUGGAAUCAGGCAGCUUCUUCAAAAGCGGCAGUACCGACAUGUGCGCGGGCUGGCAGUAAUUACUAUAACCCUAAAGACGCAUAUUAACGAUUUUAAGCUAACUAGCGUUUAAACAAACUAUUUCCCCUGCGCUCUGCGGAGACUUGGGGAAACUGGAAGCAGUGCCUCUAGCCAAAGGAAGCAUUACCACUAAGAAGCAAGCCUCUCACCAACAGAGAUACCAGACUAAAAAUGUUCGGUUCCUCGAGAUCUGGAGGUGUACGGGGAGGUCAGGACCAGUUCAACUGGAAUGAAGUGAAAGUCGAUAAACACAGAGAAAACUAUCUCGGUAACUCGUUGAUGGCACCAGUAGGGCGAUGGCAAAAAGGCAAAGAUCUGACAUGGUAUGCAAAGGACAAAAAAGGUGGUGCACCUUUGUCCAGGGAGGAGGAACUUGCUGCUGUCAAGGCAGCAGAGGAAGAAGCGUUGAUGGCUGCACUAGGGCACAAGAAUAUAAAGAGACAACCGACUGGUCUGACCAAAGAGGACCUUGUAGAGGUUUGCAGGAGGGACGAGGCUGAUGGCGAUGAGAGAAAUGUUGACCGUGUUUCUGGUUUGGGAAGCUCCAGUGCAGGGUCACGGAGAAUGAUCCUGUCCCAAAAAGAAAAGGAGGUUGCUAAAAUGGGCUUGCCGGUUUUUACACACGUCAGGACUGAAGGUCAUGCAGAAGCUUCAGCAACAAAAACAAAUGAGAGUGCAGUAAAACAGGAGGAGGAACAGAGGCAUGACAGUAAUAAGAAAAAGAAAGAAAAAAAGAACAAAAAGGAAAAAAAGAAAAAGGAAAAAAAGAAAAAACGAAAAAGGAGAGACUCAUCCUCCUCCGAUUCUGAGGACAACAGGAAGAGGCAGAGAAAGGACCACCAUCAUCAUAAUCCAUCAUACGUUAGUCAGAGCGGAGCCAGACCCCAUGACAGCCACUCAAGGGGGGGAGCAAAGGCCGAGCGACAGCGCUUCGACCCCCAUCAUCGAAGGCAGCGGCAUGACACAGACUCCUCUGAUGGAGGAUCUCCUGUCCCUCGCAACCCUUCCAGCCACAAGAAGGCCCCUGCUGGUGCCACACAAAGCCACAGGCGGCGCCAUGACACAGACUCGGACGACUAAUGUCGUGCCCACCCCCACCCCCGAUUCAAACAUGCAUAAUGCGGACAGAGUGCUCUACAGCAGUUUGACAGACCCCUAAGACCUUAUUUACUUGAACAGCCAAACAGACUGUGGAUGGACUAAUCAGUGUAACAGACUUUAGCCUCAGGUUUCAACUUCUUCAUUCAGAAGGUUGCUCGUGUGACACUGGUGUUUUGGUUUGACAGGUUUUGAUUGAUGAGUUAUUUAAUCAUCAAAUAUCAAGUACUCUGUAUUGCUUUAAGCUUUGUAUUUUUUCGGUUUUAUCUUGGAUAAAUAUAGAAACUUUUUUCCAAAGCAAGUGGAACGAUUUUCUACCUUGUCCUCAAAGCUUUUACGGUUCAGGAUAUUUAACAUUACUUCAACCCUGAUCAUUGUUACUGCAAGCACACACAAAAAAUCCCUCAUGGAAAUUCUUACAUGACCCCCUCAUGACAUGACUCAUUCAAUUAUUUACAUGAACGUGCCUUUUUUUUUUUUUUUUUAAGGUUACCAUAAAGACAUGGUACAACUGGCACUUUUUGCACAGGAAUGUGUUGCUUCAAGGGCUUGCUGCCAAAGAAGCCUUCUACGAUUAUAAUCAAAGUUGUAAAAGAGUGUAUGCUAGUAUUUCUUUUCUUGAAUCUAACAGUGACGGGGGAAAAAACCCCAUAACAAAACAAAUAAAACGCAUAGACUUGAA
Molecule: messenger RNA, 1957 nt
Organism: Oreochromis aureus
Lineage: Eukaryota; Metazoa; Chordata; Actinopteri; Cichliformes; Cichlidae
Gene: c18h1orf35
Product: chromosome 18 C1orf35 homolog
Exons: 9
Coding region: 349-1257 (302 amino acids)
Source: RefSeq, a predicted model, not a curated record